Etheostoma cragini (Arkansas darter) is the source of this 1885-nucleotide messenger RNA. RefSeq names its product kelch-like family member 30 (gene klhl30). Gene Ontology annotation, molecular function: protein binding. The record is from RefSeq and is a predicted model, not a curated record. The transcript has 8 exons. The annotation marks the transcript as partial. Lineage: Eukaryota; Metazoa; Chordata; Actinopteri; Perciformes; Percidae.
CUGUCCCAGUGACAUGGCAAAAGCUUUUGGCCAUGGUGGCGACUCCAUGUUGAUCUUACCAGCCGCUCAGCUACGAACUGCUUUUUUACUGGAAGGAUGAGCCGUUAUUUCCAUUCUCUGCUUCUGUGGUCAGCUUUGGACUCAGUUUUUGACCAUCCCUGCUAAAAGACAAUUUGGCUUAGAUUUUAAACUGAAGCUGACCAUGGUGCGCAAUGUGGAUGACUUGGACUUCUGCCUGUCUUCCCAUCCUCAGAGCAUCCUAGAAGGAUUGCGCUCACUCUGCUCUCACCCCAAACUGGUCGAUGUAACAUUGAGCACUGGCGGUCGGGACUUCCCCUGUCACCGUGGCGUGUUGGCCCUCUGCAGCACAUACUUCCACAGCAUGUUCUCAGGGGACUUUGUGGAGAGCAUAGCUGCACGUGUGGAGCUUCACAAUGUUGAUCCUGAUAUACUCAGCUGCUUGCUGGACUUUGCCUAUACAGGCAAACUCACCAUCAACCAGAGCAAUGUGGAGGGGCUGAUCUGCACCUCCAGCCAGCUGCAGUUCCAGACAGUGAGAGCCGUGUGCAGCCGAUACCUUCAGCACCAGAUUGAUGCAACCAACUGUCUGGGAAUCCUGGAAUUUGGGGAGAUCCAUGGCUGCCCUGAGGUGAUGGCCAAAGCGUGGGCUUUCCUCUUGGAGAACUUUGAGGCUGUUCAACAAGGUGAGGAGUUUCUACUGUUGGGAAAGGACAGGUUUGUUGCCUGCCUGUCCGACGAAGGAUUACAAAUCCGGACAGAGUGCACUCGUGUGGAGGCUAUCUUGAAAUGGGUCAGGUACCAGGAGUCUCGGCUGUUCCAUCUCCCGGAACUCUUCACCUUGUCCCGUCUCCCUCUGCUCACCGUGGACUACCUGGCUGACACCUUGCUGAAGGACAGUCUGGUGCAGGCCUCUCCCAGUUGCAGAGAGGCUGUGGAAAAAAUUCACAGAGAGAAAAUGGAUUUGGCACCAGAAAACACGGGCAGACUGGACCCUCAGAGUCCACAGCCAAACCUGCAAGAGGUGCUGGUGGUAAUGGGAGGUCGUUCACUGGAUGACUCAGAUGAAGAAGAUGACUCGGAUGAAGAGGACAGAGACCCAAGACUGCAAAGACUGCUGCAUAGGAACUGUGCCUUUUACAACACAGUCACAAAACAGUGGCAUGAGCUCCCUAAUUUCCCCAACCCUAACAAGUGGGGUUACGCCAUGGUCUCCUUGAACAAUGAUGUGUAUGUGACAGGGGGCUCGCGAGGUUCAAAUACCAACACCUGGUCGACCACAGAGACCUGGAAGUACAUCACAAGAGAGGGGAGGUGGAUUACUGUGGCACCCAUGCUCCGGCCUCGGACUAACCACACGUCGGCAACACUCAACGGGGAGAUUUACGUCAUUGGAGGUACAACGUCAAAUCGUGUUGAAGUUGAGCAUUAUGACCCUUACAGCGACACCUGGGCCUUGACAUGCCCUGCCUUAAAAUACGUGACUAACUUCACAGCCACAGCGUGUCAUGGGAAGCUCUAUGUGAUUGGCUCGUGUGCUAUGAAGUACAAUGCUUUGGCCAUGCAGUGUUACAACCCUGUUAUAGAUAACUGGCUCAACAUCUGUUCCCCUUUCCUUCCAAAGUACUUGUCCUCUCCUCGUUCUGUCUGUGUGGAUGGAACUAUAUAUCUACUUGCUGACAACACUAAGAAAGUCUACUCUUAUGAUCCAGAUGCAAACAUGUGGCAGAAGGUCCAGCUUCUUCACAUGCUCCAUGAGAACGGUGGCCUGGUAGCGCUGGAUGGCAAGCUGUAUGUCACUGGAGGCCAUUGGAAAGGUAUGGAGGGGGACUACGGUGUGGAAGUGGAGGUUUACAACCGAACAAGC